AUGUACUGGAGCAUUACAGGAAUCGCGUUCAAGUGUGGAACAAAGGUGGAGUACAAGCAAUCUAUAUUGUCAAGCACAGAAUUACAGUUUCUUGUAGAGGUCUUGUUUGCUGGGAAAAGAGUUGGUGAAGGAGUUGGUAGAACAAGAAGGGAAGCACAACACUUGGCUGUUGAAGGAUCUCUUUUAUAUUUGGCUGGAGGAUAUUCUCAUGCACCGGAUCAUUUAACUUAUGGAGCCGACUUGAAGAUAACCCGAUGGUUCGGCAUCUCCAGGAUGGGCGGCUUUGUUGUAUUUGUGAUCUACCUGGUCACGACAUUCUCUCUUUACGUACCGGAUUGGGGUUUUGUGGUGUACCACGAUCACAGGCCCAAAAAAUACACUGUAAAAUGUGGGAUGAGAGGACACUUGGGACCGCAGCUGGUUAUGUGGACAGACAAGUUUGGGGGUAUUAAUCAUCUAUAUGAGAAACUGGGUUGGAGACGGUUAAAGGCUUGCACUGUAAGUUCUCCAGGUGCUGGACCACUCCGUGAGGACACCUACUUGGUGUCGAGCACCAUUUGA
Messenger RNA from Striga hermonthica, 561 nucleotides. Lineage: Eukaryota; Viridiplantae; Streptophyta; Magnoliopsida; Lamiales; Orobanchaceae. The record is from the annotation of a GenBank genome assembly.